AUGCCUAUCAUAUCGGCAGAUAUAUGCGCUGCCCCAAUAGAGGAACCGAAUGGCAGCUCAUGGAUGGAAGACAGGCUUGAUCGGUCCCAAAAUCUCAAGCGAUUCACGAUAUUUAAUAAGCUUUUCCCGGAGCUUCGAUUGAAGAUUUGGUGUCAUUGUAUGCCACCGCCGGGUCGGGCAGUGUUCGACCAUAGUUUGGGGCCCCGGGUAUUGUGGGACCCUUCUAUGGGAUAUUAUGCGCUUUUCCAUCCGGAGGAGGAUGUUCUGACGCUGCCCGACAACUUUUUUGGGGGCCGAACACCCGUACUCUUCCAGGUCUGUCAAGAAUCAAGGUAUAUAGGGAAGAGGAGAAUCUUCCCUGUUACUGGGUUAAGGUUAUUCCAUGGCGGGAACAUAAGAUACCAGCCCACAUUCCAAAUGAGCAUCAUGGCCCAUCCCUUCAACUUCUUUAUAAAAACGCUAUGGUUCUCACCAAAGGACACAAUCGUGAUACCAAUCCGCUCCGCGGACGCGCUCCUAGAUAUACAGCUUGCCGCUGUACAGAUCGCUAGGACGUGGGAUGAAGAGGAAAACCCAUUAAUGGUCCGGAAGGUGCAGUUCUCACUUUUGAUUACCGACAUCAACAAACUCAACUCUAAGGUCGCUGGACACCUCACCAAAAUUUGCUCGCUGGUACGCGACUUGGGGCGUUCGGCGACUAUUUUCAUCGGCAUGGGAGCCGGCUUUGCCCACAGACGAGGUCGAUUCUACCUCAACGAUGACCAAGAAGAGUGGGUCUACAACGAAGACGGGACCUUCUGCAACCCGGACCUCCAGAAACAGCUAGAGCAUAAGCUGGCAGCGUCGCCCGGUAAAUGGGUCCUCUCUAAGGACUACGAUCCGUCCAACGUUUCCGCUCUGUCCGACGAGCUCGGCGGUCUCGACUCGAUCGCUGCGAGCAGUCCGGACAAAUCAUUUCUGGGAAUAGGGCGAAUAAACCUCCCAUGUCUGAGCAGGUGUGCAGUGAUCAGCCAUCAUAGCGCAUACAAGUACUGCCUCAAUUCCGAGAUUAUCGAGGCGCACUUCGCAAAAGUAAAUCCUCUGAUACGAUAUGUCGACCAAAUCAGAGACGGCUUGGUGGAGGAUAGAUAUACGGGUGGUUGGGAAAGGGGGGAGGCUUGGCGCCGUGGGCUGUCUUUUAAAAAGACAGGCCUGUACGGGGAGGAUAGCGAGAACGAUGUAUGGGGCGGUCUAUUAGAUGGUACCGAUCUAUGGAACGCUGGCAUAUGA
Molecule: messenger RNA, 1269 nt
Organism: Pseudogymnoascus destructans
Lineage: Eukaryota; Fungi; Ascomycota; Leotiomycetes; Thelebolales; Thelebolaceae
Exons: 1
Coding region: 1-1269 (422 amino acids)
Source: RefSeq, a predicted model, not a curated record